Messenger RNA from Racocetra fulgida, 873 nucleotides. The record is from the annotation of a GenBank genome assembly. NCBI's taxonomy places the organism in Eukaryota, Fungi, Glomeromycota, Glomeromycetes, Diversisporales, Gigasporaceae.
AUGAGAUUAAAUCUGCUUUUUGUAGCGUUCACCUUUGGUAUCUUGAUUGGCAGCGUGACUGCUACUAAUGGUGACAAUAGACAACUUUUCAAAAGACAACAAUCAAAAAUUUGCGCUAAUGGUCAAUGCGCAGAUUCGGAUAAACGACCUUUUAAUGCUUCGUGUCUCGUUGAUAAUGCAUGCGCAGGCGAUUUUUGUAGGACUUUUGCUGAUGGUCGGCGAGGAUGUACUCGUACCUCAGGAGAAAAGUGUAAUGCUGAUGAAGAAUGCCCAGGAAGUGUUUGCUCACAAAACUCAACGACAUGUGUAGAUGCCGAUAACCGCGCUCCUGGGCAACGUUGCAUUUAUUUGGCAGCGUGUGCAAGUGGCCGUUGUGAUUUUACUUCUGGAAAAGGAAUAUGUGCCCAGAACAAUGGAGGACAAUGCAAUAAUGAUACCGACUACACGGAUAAUCGUAAAGGGGGAGACCCUUGCGAACUUAGAAAAUGCACCCUGAGCAAUGGGGAAAAAUGCAAAGACGAUAACGAUUGUGUCUCUUUAGUUUACGGUCAAAAAACGCAGGUGUGUCAAGAUGAUGAUGAUCGUAAAGGGGGGGACCCUUGCGAAACUUUUAUGGCAUGUAAAAAUCGAGCCUGUCAUAAGCCUAUAGGAGGCAGAUGGACAUGUCCUUUACGACCAAACUAUGGGCAAAGAUGCGGUUACGAUAGCGAUUGCGACUAUUCUGUUUGCGGUCAAACAACUCACAAGUGUCGAUAUAAUGAUAAUCGUGAUGUUGGAAGCUUUUGCGAAUCUCCUAACGCGUGUAAAUCUGGGAAUUGUGAUAAUAUAAGAGUAAGAAGAGGAAAAUGUGCGCCGCCAAUUGAAUUUUUGUGA